Molecule: messenger RNA, 3387 nt
Organism: Saccharomycopsis crataegensis
Lineage: Eukaryota; Fungi; Ascomycota; Saccharomycetes; Ascoideales; Saccharomycopsidaceae
Product: GRAM and VASt domain-containing protein
Exons: 1
Coding region: 1-3387 (1128 amino acids)
Biological process (GO): intracellular sterol transport
Cellular component (GO): mitochondrion; endoplasmic reticulum membrane; endoplasmic reticulum-plasma membrane contact site
Molecular function (GO): sterol binding; sterol transfer activity
Source: RefSeq, a predicted model, not a curated record
AUGAAACCAAUAACGUUGCGAAAAAGAAGCAAGAGCACCAGCUCUAACGCAAAUGAUGGUAAUAAUGAAACGGCAUCAAAGAGCCCAUUGGCAAAUGCUCCGGAGAUCCAUCCAGUUAGAUCAAAGAAAUCCCACCUUCGCCCCACGGAGUUGCUAUCGCCUCACAGACAUUCUAGGCUCUUUGAUAGUGAUGAAGCCUCUAAUGACAAUGCCGAGGAUGAGGAGGUUAGUUUAGGUUUGAAUGACAGCACCCUUGAUGCUGAUUCUCUAGCAGCCCCUCAGUCUGAAGAUCCUGAUGCUUCUUCUGAUAGCGGCAAACAUGAUAAAGGGUUGCUUUCUGGUUUUUUAUCGAUAGCACAAAACGUUGGUAACCAAUUAACAUCAAUAACUUCGACCACAGAUGCUCAUAAAGAUGAGGUCAUCCCUGCUGCUAUUGAUUCCAAAAAAAUUGAGUCGCAAGAGGCCAUAGCAACUACUAGCCACGGCUCACAAUUGAGCGAAAACCUAUCAUCCAUCAAGGAUAUAAAGUUCAAGGCUGUCAAAGCAGAUUCCCCAGUGAACACUUUGGGCAAUGGGAACUUAUCUCUCAAUGACUUUAGCCGUCUGCCUGGACAUGGUAACCAGCAGAAACACCUGCCAAUUGCAUUGAAUAUUCCCAUUCCUGGGUCAAUUGAUGCUAAUAUUGCCAUGCCCAGAGUUGAUGCGGUCGACAACGAUGGCAAUAGUUCCAGAGUUGCUAGCGGGACCAAUAAAUUCAUUCAAAAUUUAAGUGUUGCCGUUAACGUUGCUGGGGGGCUAGGACUGGCUAAUUUGUUGGAUUCUCAAGCUACAUUACAGGAAAAACUUCAAAAAGUUGAACAACAACAGAAAGCGGGGGUGAAAUUCUCAAUGUCAGAUAGAACGAUUCCUAAUGACGCCAUCAUGACCCCGAAUAGGUUAGACUACUCCAAUGCGAAUAUACUAUCCACGGCCCCAACUGACGCCUCAUCAUUGUUACUGUCCGCCAAAAACUCCCCUGUUAACAAAAGAUUCAGCCAAGGUGCCAUUGAUUUUCCCCUAAGAAGUAUUUCACCAAAAAGGUUUUCAUCGCUUCGUGAAGUUCCAAAGAGCAAUAGGAGCGUCGAUGAUAUCAAAAGGGGUAAAAGUUUCACAUUCCCAAAGAAACUGAGCUAUUUCGAGGAAAGUUUGUCGAAUCCGAACCUCAGUGUUGCGGGGGGAAGAUCAAGGUCAAGCUCCAGAACUAGUAGCUUGGGUGGAAACUUAUCAUCAAAAACUAGUAACAACUUAGUAGUGCCAUCAACCAUCAAUGGCAAGCGCUCAGAAUUGAGUUUUGCUUCGGAAAGAAAGCAACGAGAAUUCCAUUCCACCUUCAAAAGAAUCCCACAAACUGAGAAUUUAUACGUUGACUACGUUUGUGCAUUGUCAAAAGACAUCUUAUUACAAGGGAAAAUGUAUGUUUCAGAGAAUUAUAUUUCCUUUAAUUCCAAUAUUUUGGGCUGGGUCACCAAUAUAUCUGUGCCAUUAGAAGAAAUUGUGCAAAUAGAGAAAAGAACCACUGCAGGAUUUAUUCCAAAUGCAUUAUCUAUCCAAACAUUACAUCAACGGUAUUUCUUCACUAGUUUUAUUUCCAGAGAUAACACUUUUGAUUUCAUUACAAUGUUGUGGAACCAUGUUGUCAGAGGUGCGAAUUUCAGCUCAUCGGGGAGCAUCAAUGAGGAUGAUUCCGAAGAAUAUUCUGAUUCUGAUGAAACAGAAAAUGAUAGUAGUAGUUCUGGCUAUGAUAGUGAUAGUGGGUUGCAAGACAGUGACUUGGAUGAGCUUAGUGAUAUGGAUGAUAUGACCAGCAGCAUGGACGAAAGCGAAGAAGAGCCUAAGGCAGUGGAUACUAAUGAUAAUAAUGCCGUAGUUACCACAAAUAAUAACAACGCCAAUGAAAGUCUGGGCUUGCCCUUAAAAUUGAGCAGAAUAAGAGGCAAGUCCUUCAGCAGAAAAGAAGAUAAAAAGAGCAAAGAUAAGAAUAUUUCAAAUACAAAGGUGAAUGACAAUAAUAACGGCAGUAAUGAAGAGACCCUGAAUGUCAAAGCACCUAGUAGUGGUGGUGGUGGUGGUGAUGAUGAUGAACUUGGUACAUUACCAAUUCUUGGUGCCACAAAACAUGCACCAACUACUUCUCCGUGGGUGAAAAAGCCCAAUGAAACGGAAAUCCAAUCUGUGGUGUUUCCUGCUCCUCCAGGAACAAUUUUCUCGCUAUUAUUUGGCGAGAAUGAUAAUACUUUUGCCACUUCCUUGAUUCAAAAACAAAAGAAUAUCGAUAUCGGGGAAAUAUCGCCGUAUUCAAAAAAUCCAGAGUCCGGGUUAAAAGAGCGGAAAUACAGUUAUACAAAACCCCUUAGUGCUCCAGUGGGCCCAAAACAAACUAGAUGUAACAUAACAGAAACUAUUGAAAAAUUGGAUGUUGAUAACGAAGGUCAGAUCCAAGUAUUACAAGUCACGCAUUCUCCUGAUGUGCCAUCAGGAAAUUCCUUUUUAGUCAACACUAGAUUUUACAUGACCUGGGCUAAAAACAAUGGCACGUUGGUGCAAAUCAUUACAUUUAUCGAAUGGUCUGGGAAAAGUUGGAUCAAGGGGGCCAUUGAAAGCGGGACUAUCAGCGGUCAAAAGGAAUCCAUUGAAAUCCUUGUGAAUAGCAUUAACGAGGAAUUGGCCUCCAGAAUGACCUCAGGCAAAUCAAGAAAAAAAUCAAAAACCAAAACCAAAUCUCGGAAACCAAAACCAUCUUCUAAAGUCAAAACCCCAAUAUCCACUCCAACCAAAGAACUUGCUGCUAAUGAAGGCAUUUUCUCUAACAUUUAUGGUGUUAUUGAUCUGAUUCUUGAUCUGAUUCCUAUCCCAUUAAUUCCAAAAGAUUUCAAAACUCCUAUUGUGCUAUUCUUGUUGUUUCUUUUCCUUCUUCCAACGAUUUUCAGAGGACUCUUCGGAUCAAGAGCUUCAUAUGGUGAUAGAGAUUAUAUUUCAACAUACAGCACCGCUGAUGGUGAAUUUACAGUCAUCCCACCGAUGCAAAGAUUGUAUUCUAAUGGCAAUUUGCGUAAUGAAUUGCAAGUGAAUGUGUGGGACUGGAUCGAGGCCAAGGUUAACAAAGAAGAAUUGUCAAAUGAAAUUGAAGAUUCAAAAGAUGAUGAAUCUAUAGGAUUUGCUUGGAGAGAAAAAUACUAUGAUAAUUCACUAAGUGAUAGUCAAAAAGAAUAUCUCAGCAAGGUUGUGAAAAAUCGGAAAUCACAAGAGUUGAGCAAAAAAUAUUCAAAACAAGAAUUAGCAGAAUAUGUCAGAUUGAAUGAAAUGCGAAUAGAUGAGUUGAAAAAGAUGUUAUCAGAUAUGAAAAGUUGA